AUGGGGAGGUCUCCCUGCUGCGAGAAGCUUGGGCUCAACAGGGGGCCGUGGACGGCGGAGGAAGACAGUAUCCUCGUCGCCCACAUCGAGCGGCACGGCCACAGCAACUGGCGGGCGCUGCCGAAGCAGGCCAGGCUGCUGCGCUGCGGCAAGAGUUGCCGCCUCCGGUGGAUCAACUACCUCCGCCCGGACGUCAAGCGAGGCAACUUCACCAUCGAGGAGGAAGACGCCAUCAUCCAGCUCCACGCCAUGCUCGGCAACAGAUGGUCCAUGAUCGCGGCGAGGCUGCCCGGGAGGACGGACAACGAGAUCAAGAAUGUCUGGCACACGCACCUCAAGAAGCGACUCGAGUCCUCCGCUGCGCCCAAGCGCAAGGCCAAGAAACAUGCGGCUGUGACGACGUCCGUGAUUACACACGAUGGUCCGACCUCCGCGCCAGUACUGCCGGAGGAACACAUCUCGUCGUCCGCCACUGGCUACUCGAUGGCGAGCUCGUCGUUGGAGACCACUGAAAGCUUUAGCCCAGACUCGCACGAGUUUCAGAUCGACGACAGUUUCUGGUCGGAGACACUGGCAAUGACGGUGGACAGCAGCUCCGGUGCCGGGAUAGAAGCCCGGGACCCGUUCGGUGCAGACAAUGCUUCGCCGACGUCGAGCAAUGACGAGAUGGACUUCUGGGUUAGACUGUUCAUGCAGGCUAGUGACGUGCAGAGCUUGUCUCAGAUUUAG
Lolium rigidum is the source of this 729-nucleotide messenger RNA. Its product is annotated as transcription factor MYB30-like. Lineage: Eukaryota; Viridiplantae; Streptophyta; Magnoliopsida; Poales; Poaceae. Bases 1 to 729 code for a protein of 242 amino acids. The transcript has a single exon. The record is from RefSeq and is a predicted model, not a curated record.